AUGGGGAAAUACUUCCACCUGUAUGAGAACAUCUCCAAGGUGAGUCCCUACGAGGGGCCGCAGUACUACCUGGCCCCCAUGUGGGCCUUCUACACGCAGACCAUCUUCAUGGGCUUCGUGCUGUUUGCCGGUUUGCCGUUAAACCUCGUGGUCCUGCUGGCGGCCGCCAAGUACAAGAAGCUGCAGGCGCCUCUGAACUUCAUCCUCAUCAACAUCUCCUUCGCCGGCUUCAUCUUCGUCACCUUCUCCGUCAGCCAGGUGUUCGUCUCCACCAUGAGAGGGUACUACUUCCUGGGUCCCACGCUCUGCGCCAUGGAGUCCGCCAUGGGGUCCAUAGCAGGUCUGGUCACGGCCUGGUCUCUGGCGGUCCUGUCCUUUGAGCGGUACCUGGUCAUCUGUAAACCUUUUGGAGCCUUUAAGUUCAGCAGCAACCACGCUAUGGGUGCGGUCGCCUUCACCUGGUUCAUGGGGAUCGGCUGUGCCAUCCCGCCCUUCUUCGGCUGGAGCAGGUACAUCCCUGAGGGUCUGGGCUGCUCCUGUGGACCGGACUGGUACACCCACAACGAGGAGUUCCACUGCAGCAGCUACACCAACUUCCUGAUGGUGACGUGCUUCAUCCUUCCGCUCAGCAUCAUCAUCUUCUCCUACUCGCAGCUGCUGGGAGCUCUGCGCGCGGUGGCGGCCCAGCAGACGGAGUCGGCCUCCACGCAGAAGGCGGAGAAGGAGGUGUCUCGGAUGAUCAUCGUGAUGGUGGGCUCCUUCAUCACCUGCUACGGCCCGUACGCCAUCGCCGCGCUCUACUUCGCCUACUCCACCGACGAGAACAAAGACUACCGGCUCGUCACCAUCCCGGCCUUCUUCUCCAAAAGCUCCUGCGUGUACAACCCUCUGAUCUACGCCUUCAUGAACAAACAGUUUAACGCCUGCAUCAUGGAGAUGGUGUUCGGGAAGACGAUGGACGACGCAUCCGAACUUUCUUCAAAGACUGAAGCGUCUUCAGUGUCCACAGCUUCUUAA
Messenger RNA from Scomber scombrus (Atlantic mackerel), 1017 nucleotides. RefSeq names its product opsin 1 (cone pigments), short-wave-sensitive 1 (gene opn1sw1). Gene Ontology annotation, cellular component: photoreceptor outer segment; membrane. Gene Ontology annotation, biological process: G protein-coupled receptor signaling pathway; visual perception; phototransduction. Gene Ontology annotation, molecular function: G protein-coupled receptor activity. The record is from RefSeq and is a predicted model, not a curated record. The transcript has 5 exons. The coding region runs from base 1 to 1017 and encodes 338 amino acids. Lineage: Eukaryota; Metazoa; Chordata; Actinopteri; Scombriformes; Scombridae.